Molecule: messenger RNA, 2852 nt
Organism: Cherax quadricarinatus
Lineage: Eukaryota; Metazoa; Arthropoda; Malacostraca; Decapoda; Parastacidae
Source: RefSeq, a predicted model, not a curated record
UGAUUUUUGUACAUAAGGUAUAAAAUUUUUAUUAUUUUUUUUCCUGUGUUCUCACAUCCUGGAAACUAUAUUGACUUUAUAUAUAUAAAUGUCUUCUUAGGUAAAUAAUAAAGAAUGCCCAAUGCUAGAAUUAUUUCAGGAAACAAAUUUUAUCAAUGUUCAGUGUGUUCAAAAGAAUUUGUACAAAAAUCUCAUUUAGUGACACACACGAGAAUUCAUACAGGAGAGAAACCUCACCAUUGUUCUGUAUGUUUAAAAUGUUUUUCUCAGAAAGCUCAUCUGAUGCAGCACAUGAGAAGCCAUAAAGAUGAAAAACCAUUUCAUUGUACAGAGUGUCUUAAAGACUUCAAAUUCAAAUCAUCUCUUAAUGUUCACAUGAGAGUUCAUACUGGAGAGAAGCCACAUAAAUGCACAUUAUGUUCAAAAUACUUUUCACAAAAUUCGCAUCUAAUUCGCCACAUGAGAAUUCACACAGAGAAGAAGCAAUUCAAGUGUUCAAUUUGUCUCAAGGAAUUUAAGAGUAAAUCAUAUCAAUUACUUCACAUGAGAAUGCAUUCAGGAGAGAAACCACAUCAGUGCUCAGUAUGCUUCAAAGACUUCUCACAAAAAUCACAUGUGAUACAGCACAUGAGAGUCCAUAGACAAGAGAAACCCUAUAAGUGCUCUGUUUGUCUCAAACUGUUUAAAAGUAAAGCAUAUAUAAAGAUUCACAUGAGAGCUCACAUAGGAGAGAAAUCAUAUCGGUGUUCAGUAUGUCUCAAAGACUUUAAAAAUAAGUCAUACUUAAAACUUCAUAUGAGAGUUCAUACAAAAGAGAAGCCAUAUAAAUGUUCAGUGUGUUCAAAAGACUUUUCAUUAAAAACUAUUCUAAUACAGCACAUGAGAGUUCAUUCAGCUGAGAAACCAUACAAAUGUUCACUAUGUUCAAAAGAAUUUACACAAAAACAUCAUUUAGUAGAGCAUACAAGAAGUCAUUCAAAUGAAAAAUCAUUUAAGUGUUCAGAGUGUUUAAAGGCCUAUAAACAUAAAUUAUCUCUCACACUGCACAUGAGAGUUCAUACAGGAGAGAGACCAUACAAGUGUUUGAUAUGUUCGAAAGGCUUUACACAAAGAAAAUUUCAAAUACAACAUACAAGAACUCACACAGGAGAGAAGCCACAUCACUGUUCAGUUUGUUCCAAAGAGUUUUCACAAAAAUCACAUUUGACACAGCACAUGAGAAUCCAUACAGGAGAGAAACCUUACCAGUGUUCAGAGUGUCUCAAAUGUUUUACAUUUAAAUCAUCUUUAGUUCUUCACUUGAGAGUUCAUACUGGAGAGAAACCUUACCAGUGUUCAGAUUGUCUCAAGAAAUUUAAGCAUAAAUCAUACUUAAUACAUCACAUGAGAAUUCAUACAGGAGAGACCCCAUAUCAGUGUUCAGUGUGUUUCAAGAACUUUAAACUUAAAUAUUAUUUAGUACAGCACAUGAGAGUUCAUACUGGAGAAAAACCACAUACCUGUUCACUGUGUCCAAAAGGUUUCUCACAAAAAGCACAUUUAAAAAAACACAUGAGAGUUCACACAGGAGAGAAACCUUAUCAGUGUUUGCACUGUCUCAAAAACUGUUCAAGUAAAUUAAAUCUGAGUCUCCAUAUGAGAAUUCAUUCAGAAGAGAAACAGUCUUUAACAAACCCAGAAUAGAAGAAUGUAACAAAUAAUUUUACAGUGGAACCUCGGCUUAUGAAUUUAAUCCGUUCCGUGACCUUGUUUGUAUCCUGAUUUGUUUGUAUGCCAAGUCAGUUUUUCUCAUUUAAAUUAUUUGAAAUGCAAUUAAUCCGUUCCAGCCUCUCAGGAGGCAUGACAAAAUAAUGCUAAUAUCAACUCUGUGGCUUAGUUAUCUAUCACAUUUUAUCUAAUAUGACAUAAUAAACAAUAUUAAUAACAUAGAAACAUGAUAUAUACUCUAGUAUGAAUAAAAUUGACCAUAAUAUGGCAAGUGAUCGCAAUGCCAGCAGUGGCAGAAAGCAUCCGCCAUUUACUCUCCCAUUCUAGUAUCUUCCCAGCCCAUAGCCCCACACCUAGCCUGUGUUUAUCUAUGAUUAGUGGUGAGGAUGUCACAUAUGUAAAUGCAGGUGUGGUCAAGAUAGAUGUAUAUAUAGGUGAAGACAUGAUCACUGUGGCCCCAGUGGUUGUGGUGGUGGCGGCCACAGUGGUGGUCGUGGUGGUGGCGGCCAGCUGCCCCACUCUAUGCUGCUGCUUUCUUCGUUUCUCUAUUUUUUUCAUAGUUUCUAAUCGCUUCUUGCUGAUUGUACGCAAAUACUGUCUCUUUGAGCGAGGCAUUGUGUAAGAAAUUUAUACAGUAUAAGACAAAAUUACACAUCCCAAGGUCUGCUGCGGUCACUCAGAGCAGCACACCUCCUAUUCCUUUUGACACUUGGUCGGCACUGAGAUAGCCGUGGUUGCAGCAGUUGUACCUACAGCCACCCAGAGGGUUACCAAUUUCUGUUUUGAAGCAUUUGGCACAAAAUUAUAAAAAAAAAAAAAUUAAAAAGUCUAAAAAUGACAGCAUAUUAUUAUAAUUACACCUACCAUCCGACUUACGACCUGCUCAACUUAAGACCACUCGACUUACGACCGUGUUUUUUUUUGCCAAAUUUCUGGGAAAUAAACAACUAUUUGUGUUGUACACAGUGUUUAUCCUAAACCUUACAGUAUAAAAUACAGUACUAACAGCAUAAAAAGUAAAGUAAAACAUGAAAUACCUAAAUAAAACAAUAAAAUAAAGUCAUUACAAAAAUGUGAUGUUGAUAUUCAGUAGUAAAGUUCGACUUACGUCCAUUUCGACUUGGGACCAGUUUCUCGGAACUGAA